AUGAUACCACGUACAAGUUUGGGCCAUCAACUUCCCCUUCGUGCUGGAGGGGGCGGCCAGACGUCAGAGGCUGCCAAUGGUACUGCCUUGGAGCCUUUCUCGGAAGCCGUCCUUUCCCACCUCGUUUCGGCGAGUAGAGACAUCUCGUCACAAGAUGGGGAAACAUUCACCGAUGAAAAGUCGUUCUUGACAUACAUGGCCUCAGACAAGUCAAACGCAAUGUCGGCACCUGUGCACAACGAUCUGAGCUAUCCCAUGUCGUCUUAUUUCAUAAGCUCCAGCCAUAACACCUACCUUUCUGGUCACCAGCUCUAUGGUGACGCCUCUGUGUACGCCUACACCAAUGUACUCACGCGCGGCUGUCGGUGCUUGGAGAUAGAUGUGUGGGACGGCGAGAGCGACUCUGAAUCCAGCAGCUCAGAAGGCGACGAGGAUAAGUCUACUAAGUCUGACCUAAAGCAGUCACGCUGGAACAGGGUCAAAGCUCGAGCAGCACGAAUGCGCUCGAGCUCUCGCUCAGAAUCGCAUGCGGCCAGCACGAACAUCAGCUCCACCUUACCAACUGCUUCACCCGGGACUCAAACCACAGAAUCGCUGAAUGGGACUGACAGGUCGGGCUCACCACGAAAGACUGAGUCGUCCUCACUUGACCCAAAUCGUCUUUCGCCGCACCCUUCGCCCCCUCUAUCUGAUAAAAGAGAGCCGCGAGUCCUCCAUGGCUACACUUUAACCCAUCCUAUCACCUUUCGCGCCGUCUGCCACGCUAUCAGAGAUUCGGCUUUCGUGAGCACAGAGCUGCCGUUAAUCGUGUCUCUUGAAGUGCAUGCCUCCCUUGUCCAGCAAGAGGUCAUGGUCGAGAUUAUGCGCGAUGUCUGGUCCGAGUUUCUGGUGAACCUCCCUAAAGGAACAGACGUUUCAGCGCUUCCUUCUCCAAAGUCGCUCAUGAAGAAAAUUUUAAUCAAAGUCAAGUGGGUUCCGGACUCCCAGACUGGAGAGUCCAAUGAUCCCAUUGAACAUGUGAGCUCAAAUUCCUCCGAGGGCGCGGGUGUCGAUGCGAUAUCGACCUCCUCAGAGAAACGAAAGAAAGCCUCCAAAGUGCUGGCUGCGCUCUCGGAACUAGGGAUUUAUACUCGGGCCUAUACGUUCAAGCAUUUCUCACAGCCCGAAGCCACUAUCCCAACACACGUUUUCAGCCUGUCCGAGAGCAAGGCCCGGGAUAUGCAGGAUGACCCGUCCCACGGUCCCGCGUUAUUCAAGCACAACAGAAAUUUCCUGAUGCGUGUGUUCCCCCGGGGGACCAGAAUUAACAGCUCAAACGUCGAUCCGAUCUUCCAUUGGAGACAAGGCGCGCAAAUGGUGGCUCUGAAUUGGCAGAAGUUGGACAUGGGAAUGAUGCUCAACGAAGGAAUGUUUACUGGGACGGGUGGUUGGAUUCUCAAGCCGGAAGGUUACCGCAGUACAGCAACAGACGGGGUUUCAAAAUUGCAAGAGGGAGUUGAGCCCAAACGGCAACGGCUAGACCUGGAAAUACGACUCCUCGCAGGGCAGAGACUUCCGGUAUCCACGGAUAAAGACUCCUCACACGGUCCCAAGAUGAAACCGUAUGUCAAAAUGCAACUACACGUCGAUUCACUUUGCUCUCCCGACCCCAGCAAGGCCUCGGGUUUGGGCAAACCCAAAGACGAACCCGAAUCACAUAGCGGUGAAGAUGUCGACUCCGGCCUUUUCAAACAUAGGUCCGCUACCGGCCGCACCGACUCUCCUGAUUUCCGUCGCGAGUUAAUGAGUUGGCCGAAUAUGUCAAAUGUUCUUCAAGAACUGAGCUUCAUCCGGUACGUACCUUUUUGUUUAUCCCUUCCUGGAAUGUCUUGCUUCAUGUCCAAAGUUAUUUUGUCCCUGUAA
Molecule: messenger RNA, 1902 nt
Organism: Fonsecaea pedrosoi CBS 271.37
Lineage: Eukaryota; Fungi; Ascomycota; Eurotiomycetes; Chaetothyriales; Herpotrichiellaceae
Exons: 1
Coding region: 1-1902 (633 amino acids)
Biological process (GO): phosphatidylinositol-mediated signaling; lipid metabolic process
Molecular function (GO): phosphatidylinositol-4,5-bisphosphate phospholipase C activity
Source: RefSeq, a predicted model, not a curated record